CUCGCGGCGAUGGAGCUCCGGGGCUCGGGAAGGUGUUCCUCGAGUACAAGGAUUUGGUCUCGGCGCUCAAGGCGCGGCAUGGAUUGCAAGGCCGGAGCUUUGACAAGAGGACCGUCCAGGCAACAUACUACCCGGAAGAUAAGUUCUCGGCUAAAGAUUAUGGUGGCUAACGCGCGGAAUUUUUUCCAGCUAUCUUCACAUCGUCUUCUAUUUGUAAAACGCAGUCGUCCAUCCAGUGUUCUUCGUUUGUUCUACGUUGUUGUUCUUAUUCUCUCUCUAACAGUGUGAAGUUUUUUUUUUCUUUGUUUUGUUUUGGUCUUUUUUUUUUGUAUCUCUAUGCAGGAUUUGGACGGCCGAGAUUGGUCGAUCCUAGUCGUUGGUUUACACGCAAGAACUUUCUUUGUUUUUUCUUCUCUCUUCAACAGGGGAUUGGUUUCUAGGGUUUUUGGAGAGCGCAAUGGCGCCAGCGGAUGGCGAUGCGUUCUCGGUGGAGGCAUUCGCUCCCCGGCGGCGCGUGGAUCAUCGCCUGUCGCUUAAGAUCUACUUCCGCACAGCCGAUAACAUCCUCAAACAGGCUAGUGUCUAUAGGCGUGAGGCUAAUACACUGGAGCUCUAUGUGUUGCUGUUGCGGUACGCCAGCUUGGUGUCGGAAACCAUUCCGGAUCAUCGACAGUACCUGGGAAGCAACCAUCUGGAUAAGUUGCAUUUGAAAAGAUGGUGGCUCAGAAACUUGUGGAGGCUUUGCAAGAGCUGGAAACGCUAAAACCUGAUGUACAAUCGCUGGUUCGUGCGAGAAAUCAGCUGGCAACUAGGCAAGCAAUUCCAGUUCGUCAGGAGAAACAACAACCUGUUUUAAGUUCUCAAGAUAAUAACGGAAAUGUAUAUAAGGCUUCCUUGUUCGAAAACAAGUUGUCGUGGAGGCUUCCCACUCCCAGUGCUGAGACCAUAGCUAGACAUUCUUUUCUCGUCUCGAAGCCUCACAUUUCGAAGCCCUUGGAGCCUUUUAAGAUCCAAUAUCCAUGCCUUUUCGACCCCGCUCCUCCGGAAGCAAACAGUGUAACGCCGCCCACUCAACCUGAGGCUCUAGAAGCUGUUUUGGACCAAAAGGAUGAAGAUGUCGUGACUCUACUUCAACCAGUGGAGCCACCCUCGCAAUUUGAUCUAGUAAAUCAGCUCUCCCCUCCCCCUGUCUCCGUUCCAGUUGAAAUGUCGCAAGAGAGCUGCUCGCCCGUCAGUAAUGAGCCUGACUUGUCGUUGGAAAUCGAUGCAUUACCGUCAAAGGAACCCAAGCACUUGCAUAUGUCAUCUUCACUGAUGAACGAGUUUAUGAGGAUGGCGAAGUCCAACACGUCAAAAAACAUUGAGACUUGUGGGGUUUUAGCCGGCUCCCUGGAAGGCGGGAAUUUCUUUGUGACUGCCCUGAUCAUUCCGAAGCAACAAGCGACUGCCAAUACCUGCGAGACGAUAGACGAGGAAGAGAUUUUCUUCGCUCAAGACAAGCGUGGCCUAUUUCAACUGGGAUGGAUUCACACACAUCCCACGCAAUCCUGUUUCAUGUCAUCCGUCGACGUUCAUACACACUACUCUUACCAGGUGAUGUUGCCAGAAGCGAUAGCGAUCGUGAUGGCACCGCAAGACGCAUCCAAAAACUUUGGAAUUUUUCGGCUCUCCGACCCUGGUGGAAUGAACGUAAUCCAGCAAUGCUCCAAGCGUGGCUUCCAUGGGCACGAUCCAACAAGCGAUGGAACGGCACUGUACCAUAGAACCAGCCAUGUAUAUCUAGACCCCAAAGUGAAAUUCGAUGUUAUUGAUCUGAGAUAAAACCUUUUUCCCGCCAAA
This is a messenger RNA of Selaginella moellendorffii, 1839 nucleotides long. Its product is annotated as AMSH-like ubiquitin thioesterase 1. The record is from RefSeq and is a predicted model, not a curated record. Gene Ontology annotation, cellular component: endosome; membrane. NCBI's taxonomy places the organism in Eukaryota, Viridiplantae, Streptophyta, Lycopodiopsida, Selaginellales, Selaginellaceae. The transcript has 13 exons. Gene Ontology annotation, biological process: protein K63-linked deubiquitination. Bases 715 to 1821 code for a protein of 368 amino acids. Gene Ontology annotation, molecular function: K63-linked deubiquitinase activity; metal-dependent deubiquitinase activity; protein binding.